Prionailurus viverrinus (fishing cat) is the source of this 5862-nucleotide messenger RNA. RefSeq names its product pleckstrin homology domain-containing family M member 1-like. The record is from RefSeq and is a predicted model, not a curated record. The coding region runs from base 395 to 2959 and encodes 854 amino acids. The transcript has 15 exons. Lineage: Eukaryota; Metazoa; Chordata; Mammalia; Carnivora; Felidae. Gene Ontology annotation, cellular component: sperm flagellum; acrosomal vesicle. Gene Ontology annotation, biological process: fusion of sperm to egg plasma membrane involved in single fertilization. Gene Ontology annotation, molecular function: lysozyme activity; protein binding.
GACGCCGAACCAACGUGAUGGCGUCAGGCGCCGCGAGCGCCGUUUCCUGUUGUCGCUGGCCCGGAGGCCGCAGCGCCUGGUCCGAGGCUUAGGGGCUGCCUUGGCCAGCAGUGCCCCGCGCCCCCUCCCCGCUCCCUCUGCUGAAAACCCUGACUCAUCACCUGGUACAGCAGCUGGAGGGCUUAAACACCGGCCUGUUGUCGUGCAUAGCCAGGUGCAGGAUCGGAGUCAGGCCGUAGAGACGAGGCUGUCGCGGAUGGCGGGGAAGUCUCUCAGCAGAAGAGCUUGCUGUUUACUGAUGAACGGAGUGUUUCGAAAGUGGUGAAGCCAGGUUAUCCAUUUCUUCUUUUAAUGUGUCAUGUGAUUCUCCGAGGGAGCUGCAGUGUGAGCGGAAAUGCUCUCGGUGGUGGAGAAUGGACUGGACCCCCGGGCUGCCAUCCCGGUCAUCAAGAAGAAGCUAGUGGGAUCUGUGAAGGCGUUGCAGAAGCAGUACGUGUCCUCGGACACAGUGGUCACUAGCGAAGACGGAGAUGCCAACACCAUGUGCAGUGCCCUGGAGGCCGUAUUUAUCCACGGCCUGCAUGCCAAGCACAUCCGAGCCGAGGCCGGAGGGAAAAGGAAGAAGAGCGCCCACCAGAAGCCUCUGCCUCAGCCUGUCUUCUGGCCCCUCCUGAAAGCUGUCACCCACAAACACAUCGUCUCGGAAUUGGAGCACCUGAUCUUUGUCAGCACGGACGUGGGCCGCUGCCGGGCCUGGCUGAGGCUGGCCCUCAAUGACGGCCUGAUGGAGUGCUACCUGAAGCUGCUCCUCCAGGAGCCCGCCCGCCUGUGCGAGUACUAUCAGCCCACAGCCCUGCUUCGAGACGCCGAGGAGGGCGAGUUCCUCCUCAGCUUCCUGCAGGGACUGACGUCCUUAUCCUUCGAGCUCUCCUACAAGUCCGCCAUCUUAAACGAGUGGACGCUUACCCCACUGGCUCUCUCUGGGCUUUGCCCGCUCUCUGAGCUCGACCCCCUCACCACCUCUGGGACAGAACUACAGCGGAAAGAGUCUCUGGAUUCAAUUUCCCAUUCCUCAGGCUCGGAGGACAUCGAAGUCCAGCACUCAGGCCAUAAGAUCCGACGGAACCGGAAGCUCACGGCCUCCUCCCUCAGCCUGGACACCGCCAGUUCAUCCCAGCUGUCUUGCAGCCUAAACUCUGAUAGCUGCCUACUCCAAGAGAAUGGCUCCAAGAGUCCAGACCGUUCCGAGGAGCCCAUGUCCUACGACUCCGACCUGGGGACAGCAAAUGCCGAUGAUUCAGACCCGUCUCUGCAAGAGGUAUUGUCGGAAUUCAGCAAAGCCCAGGUAAACUCUGUGCCAACCAACGGACUGAGCGGACUGAGUGGAGAAGUGGAGAUUCCCACGGGGCGGGCCUCACUCCCCCUCCCCGGCCUGGAGGCCAGCAUCCCUUUUGAUGUGCCCGCAGAGCCCCUCCCGCCCCAAGCAUCCUCUGGGACUCAAGAUGGGGACCGCAAGCAGGAGCCGCCUCCCCAGGCACCUGGCACCCUGGGCUUGCUGCAGUUGGGCACUGCCAAAGCUGUCCCCUCGGUGAGCAUUUUAGACCAGAGGCCUUCCAGUCCCGUGAGAGAGGCGGCGGCCAGAGCAGUCAGUCCGGGGAGCGGCCAGCAGAAGUCUCUGGAGGAUGACGGAGCUGCACGGAGCCUUGGGGUGUCCUCACCCACCAGCCCGAGUCUGUGUGUGUUCACCCCCCCUGGAAUCAAGGAAGGGAAACCCCGGCUCAUCCCUGCCGGGCCCAUCGCCCAGGGCACCACCAUCUCUGCCUACGUGGCCAAAUCGAGAAAAACGUUGCUCGUGGAAGACAUCCUUGGGGACGAACGAUUUCCACGAGGUACUGGCCUGGAGUCUGGGACUCGUAUACAGUCUGUUCUUUGUUUACCAAUUGUCACUGCAAUCGGUGAUUUGAUUGGCAUCCUUGAGCUGUAUCGGCACUGGGGCAAAGAAGCCUUCUGUAUGAGUCAUCAGGAGGUCGCGACAGCAAAUCUUGCCUGGGCUUCAGUAGCCAUCCAUCAGGUGCAGGUGUGCAGAGGCCUUGCCAAGCAGACCGAAUUGAAUGACUUCCUACUUGACGUAUCCAAGACAUAUUUUGAUAACAUAGUCGCAAUAGACUCUCUACUUGAACACAUAAUGAUAUAUGCAAAAAAUCCGGUGAAUGCCGACCGUUGUGCACUUUUCCAGGUAGACCAUAAGAACAAGGAGUUAUAUUCAGACCUUUUUGAUAUCGGAGAGGAAAAGGAAGGAAAAGCUGUCUUCGAGAAGACCAAAGAAAUCAGAUUUUCAAUUGAGAAAGGGAUUGCUGGUCAGGUAGCAAGAACAGGGGAAGUCCUGAACAUUCCAGAUGCCUAUGCAGACCCACGCUUCAACAGAUUCCUCAGGUGCUCAGAGGAGACCAGCAGCACGUCUGGGAGAUCCUCGGGACCACAGGCCCUCAGCUGCACCUUCUCCCCUCCGAAGAUGAUGAGGACGCUACUCAUGUCCUUGGUCAGCUGCCUCGUUGCCAUAAAUGAGGCCAAGCUCAUCAAUCGCUGUGACUUGGCCAGAGUGCUGCACAAGGAGGAUCUGGAUGGGUUUGAGGGCUACUCCCUGAGUGACUGGCUGUGCCUGGCUUUUGUGGAGAGCAACUUCAACCUAUCAAAGGUAAAUGAAAAUGCAGACGGCAGCUUCGACUAUGGCAUCUUCCAGAUCAACAGCCACUACUGGUGCAAUGAUUACAAGAGUCACUCGGAAAACAUCUGCCGCGAGGACUGCAAAGGUCUGGCCGGGGUCUCAGGGUGGGAGAGGCGAGAGGAUGAGUGGGGUCUACUCGCAGGACUUCUCUUCCCACUCCAAGCCUGGGAAUGCACCCAGAGGGAUGGCCCGAGGAGUCCAGGAAUGCCUUUGCUGAGCAGAGGAUUUGACUAGUGGCUACGAUGCCCCUCCGGUUAGGAGAUUCUCCGGGGUGCAGGCUCCAGAAAGGCUCUGCACACCCAGUAGCAGAGGACAGCAGCGGCCAACAUCUAUCGAGAGUGUGUUGUAUACUAAGCACUUCACAUGCCAGCUUCUCAUGCGGUGGAAACUAUUACGAUCCCCGCUUUACAGACGAGCAAACUGAGGCUCAUAGAACCGGUGCUGAAUGCCAGACUGGUGGCCCUGAAGGCUCAGCUCUAACCACCAAGUACUGACUUUGUUUGGUUAAUGGCCUGGUGGAUUCGAGGCCAAGGGCAAACUCCCCACCUCAGAGCCACUCCUGGAGGCUCCACAGGUCCAUGACUUUGCCCCUUACUCCCUCUUUCGUACUCUGAUCAACAUCCCUGCACUCUUCACCUGAAGAGCCUCUCUCAUUAGGCAAGGUUUACCUUGGCCUCUGUGCUGCCUGUUUUGACAUUUCUUUUCCCUAGAACCCCUCAAAACGUGGCGUGAACCAGCAUGUACCCUAGCUAGGAUGUGUGGUAGUAAACAUACAUUUACUCCUGCCCCUCCUGCCCCCACCCCUAGCCACCCUUGACCUCUAGCAGCCAUUGUAGGGAUAUCUCAAUGGGCCUCUGGGAGGGAGCCCUUGCCUAAUGUGGAAGGACUCCGCCCCUGGGGGGCAGGGAGAGCCAGUGUCUGCCUCAGUCUCUGGGACUGUCCUCUGUGUUCUCACGGGUAUUCUCUGUCUCCCCUUCAGAACUGCUGAGCCCCGAUCUUCUCUCAACCAUCAACUGUGUGAAAAAGAUUGUGUCUGGAGCAGGGGGAAUGAAGAACUGGUGAGGAGGUCACUGUGGGACUAAGUUAGCAGGCAGAGCCCCAAGAAGGAUGUAGUGACAGGAGGGGACAGGAGGCAAGGACUCGACCCCUUCUAACCGUCUAGAAAAACGUGGGAGAGCGGCGGGGCUCGGAACUGGGACUUACAAGGCUUGGGAUCUGGGCCUUUCUCUGAUGUUGUAUUAAAACCGUUUUGGACACAGUAGCAAAGCAACUUGAGUUAGCUGAGGGAGAUGGCUUCAGAGGGGACAAGGUGUCUCACCGAGCUUACCCAAGGGGUCUCUUCUCGGGAAGAGAACGGAGGCGGAGCUGGGAACUGUCAGUGUGGCUCUCCUGACAAGUUUCUGCCUCCUCGUGCAUUUCCUUCACUACUUUCUUUGUAGAGCAGUAUAUUCUGCUCCACAUUCCAGAGGACAGAUCGUGGCUGCCCCCAAGCUAACGGGCUAAUGUUCUGAGCAGUCACGGAGACUGGCUAGUCUCAGCCCCAGAGUCCAAGGGGCUGGGAUAGAGAAUCCGAUUGGCUCAGCUUGGACCCAUCAUCCCCGCGUGGUUCAGUGAGCUGUAGGUGUGGGAGCAGUUAAGCAGUACCAUCAUGCUGGCCACGGCCACGGGUGGGGGGUGGGGCUGGCCCUCUCCAUAAUUCGCAGCAACAUUUUCUAUAAAAGGUGCGUAGCUCCUCAGCUGAGCAAAUACCCCCAAAGCUGUCAGCUUCCCAAUGGUAGACAGUGCAAUGGUUGCUUCACUUUUCUGAGCUUCAGAUUGGAGAUAGAUGAUAGAUAGAUAGAUAGAUAAGUUGCCUCUACAGGUGCCUGUGAGGAUGGAGGGGGUUAAGUGCCUUGUCUACUCUAGGAACACCAUGCGGAAGAGACGCUGACGGCUAUUAGGGAUGACCCUCUCUGGAGGGAGAGUCGAUAGUUGCCCCUGAGAUUGACGGAUUGGUUAUUUAUUCAUUCAUUCAUUCAUUCAUUCAUUCAUUUAUCUUUCUGUGUGUUUAGUGACUCUCAGCCUUCUAAAAUGGUGCACUCCCCCUUUGGGGCCAGAGGAGGAUUGGAAAACGUGGGAGCAUGCUGGAUGGGGGGAGGAGCCAAACACCACAGAUCAGAGAAAUUUAAAGGAAGGCUCAGAGGGGCCACAGGGGGACAGACCAGAGAGCGAGUAAUGAAGGGGGUUCUGUGCAUUGCCGUGCUGUGCUGUGCGUUCACUAAGUGCUGGGUCAUGGAUGUGGAGAAGGACCUACUAAGUAGGAAGCAAGAGCCCAGCCUUCUUCUCUCCACAGGGUGGCAUGGAGGUUGCACUGUGCGGGCCGGCCACUCUCCUAAUGGAUGACGGGGUGUCACAAGGAAUGAGACAGGCGUGGAGUCAUUCCAGCGUUCCUCUUCUCGCCUGGGGAUUCUUCAUGCCUUCUUCCUCUUGCCUCCACUUCACGUUAUUUUCUUUCCUUCCCAUGUUCAAAAAGGACUGACCGGAGCCCCAGGAAUAAAUGGUUUUCUAGGGCUUUCUCCUUGUACCCAUCCAGGCCCCGGCGCCUGGUUCCUGACUGUCAUUCGCAAACCAAGAGAGGACCACAGUGAAGAAGUUGUUAUAUUUGGGGAAUUGUUAAAGCAUUCCUUGUGCAAAGAAUGUGUUGAUUUAUUCAUCUUUAAUUCCAGAUAUCUUCGAGUACCUAGUAUGGCGGGAGGGUGGCAGGUACUAGAAGAAGGAAGGUAAAUCGUAACCAUUGUCCUUGAGGUGUUCACCAUCUGCCUGGAGAAGCAGAGACACACACGAAUACUGGCUACAGCGAAUGAGUGGAUACAUACAAUGAAUACAUGGUGCUGAUGUGGAGUCGAACCUGCAAAAUGACACCGCAAAGACAGAAAAGGGGCAGUUGGAGCAAUGUUCUACCCAUGGCUACGAUCGGAACUGCCUGAAUAAACUGUCCCGCCUGGGCCAUUGCUGUCCCUACUUCUGAGCCUUAACUACUUCAGCUCUGAAGUGAGAGAUUUGACAUUUGAGCGGUUCCCAGACUUUUGGACUUCACAGACCAGUAAAACACGAAAAAAGUUAAGGCCAUGUUAAAAUUUCCAACUUUUUAUUUUAAU